This is a messenger RNA of Microdochium trichocladiopsis, 1450 nucleotides long. RefSeq names its product ribosomal L5P family protein. Gene Ontology annotation, molecular function: structural constituent of ribosome; RNA binding. NCBI's taxonomy places the organism in Eukaryota, Fungi, Ascomycota, Sordariomycetes, Xylariales, Microdochiaceae. Gene Ontology annotation, biological process: translation. The record is from RefSeq and is a predicted model, not a curated record. Gene Ontology annotation, cellular component: ribosome; cytosolic large ribosomal subunit. The transcript is spliced from 3 exons. Bases 159 to 1214 code for a protein of 351 amino acids.
AACUGCUCGAACGACGGCAUGUGUGCGACAUCUCGGCGAUAGACUCAACAGCCCACACCAGUAUCGCGACGCCUGUGGCCGUUGCGACUAGACGACGACUCUUUUCACGAUUCACGUCGGCAGGCCUACAAGUGGGCGGCUUCAAUAGGUUGCGCACAAUGGCUGCACUGCGCGAGGCACCCCGGAUCGGUGGCCUUCUGGGCACUUUGUCCCGGGCUCCCAAUGCCGUGUGUGCCCGACGAUUCGCCUCUACCGAGUCUGUGGCCAAGAGCGCAAAGGCUGAGAUUUCCGACAUCGAGACGAGCUCGAGUCUGGAGGCUCCUGUGGUCGGCCCAAAGGAUGUGAAACUGCAGAACCCCAGGAGGAGAGCAAGCCGGAGAUCUCUCGAACUUCCGCAUGGAAGAUACCAGUUCCAUGCGCCCAAGUACUACCGCGGUCCUAUGCAUCCAGUGCAACCUCCGAAGUCUUCAGACCCGAUCGCCCGCGACUACUCGCCAGGCCCUUUCAACCUCCCACGACUACAGCAGACAUGGGACGCCUCGAUCGCAUCCGACAUCAUGACCAUGGCAUAUCAACAUGUGCCGCCAGGAACUCCUGCCAAGCCUGAACGAGUACGGUUGCGGAAAUGGGACGACUCGUCCCCAUACAUGGAGAACCGCCCACUGCGAGGACCCCGUGGUUCCGACGUGCUGUUCCCGCUCGAGAAAGACAUCACGUGGCGAAACAUCCCCAAGAUCAAGGCGGUCCAUCUCAGUGUCUUCCAAGCCCAGGCGAGGAAGAACUUUGACCACAUUAUCGUGGGUCGUUCGAUUCUCCAGACCAUCACUGGAGUCCGGCCAACAACAACCUUGACGAAGCAAAGUGUUGCACAGUGGAACCUGAUCAAGGGCGAGAAGGGCGGUCUCAAAGUGUCACUUUACGGCAACCAGGCGCUUGAGUUUGUUGACAAACUCAUUACCCUUGUCCUACCCAAGAUCAAAGAGUGGGAAGGUGUCCGGGCAACGUCCGGAGACAGCACCGGAAACAUCGGUCUUGGUCUGGAGCCGUCGCAGGUCAUGCACUUCCCAGAGGUUGAAGCUAACUAUGGCAUGUACCCCGCCAAAAUGAUUCCCGGUUUCCGCAUCAUCCUUGAGACAACCGCCACAUCCGACAGGCACGCCAGGCUGUUGUGUCAGGCGAUAGGCGUCCCAUUCUACGGCAAGGUCGUCGAUUGAGUGGGUUGUCGUGUUGUAUAGAGUUAGAACUUGGUCAAGCCCGCCGACUGUCAUGAUGCACGGUUGUCACAUAUGUGGCUGUUACGAAUACGUGUAAUAGAGCUGUACAAUAUAUCCGAGAGCCCGCGGCCCAUCCUUUUGAACGAGAGAAGUUUCGUACUUUGAGAAUGCUGCUUCAUCAGGAAAGUGCUCCGCAUAACGACAAGCAUAUAAAAGGGUGCCUGGAAUGAAAAUGA